AUGGAGCAAACCUUGGACGUGGCUGCUCAAGAAAACAACAUCGAUGCCUUUUAUGGAUUACUCGGGCAGGCUCCAUACAUUUUAGAUCACAUAGAUGCAAUCCCAUUUGUGCAGACACAUUUACACACUGCUGCAUCUGCCGGCUUAACUCACUUAGCAAGUGAAGUCCUUCGCUUGAAGCCUUCGCUUGGUAAGAAGCUCAACCUUGAUGGUUUAAGUGCACUGGAUCUCGCGUUGCGCGGUGGACAUACUCAAACUGUAAGAGGGCUCAUCAAGCAUGACCCUCAGCUCAUUCGUGUCAAAGGAAAAAGAGGCAUUACCCCCUUGCACUAUGUUGCUGAAGCAGAGGAUAGAGCUGAUCUCCUGGCUGAGUUUUUGUACAGGUGCCCAAAAUCCAUUGAAGACUUGACAAUUGCAGGAGAGAGUGCUGUUCAUAUUGCUGUUAACAACAGCAACUUGAGAGGCUUCAAGGUACUACUAGGUUGGAUGGAAGAAACUGGCAACAAACACAUAUUGGAAUGGGAAGAUGAGAAUGGCAAUACGCCUUUUGUUAGGCACAAUCCACCUGCUACUUACAAACUCCUAAAUAGAAAUGCCGCGAGAUUAAUUAUUAAGCAACGGACGUUUAGGAGGGCUAUCAACUGUUGCAACAUGGCGGGUUUAACUGCACUUGAUAUUGCUUUAGGACAUCCAAAUGCAGAAGAGAAUGGAAGUACUGCAAAAGCUUUGUGUGCUGCAGGUGCAAAAAGAUCAUCAUCCCAUUCAAAAACUAUAAAUUUAGCUGAUUAUUGUGCUUUGAUUCCGGCGAGAUCAUGGCUGGGAUAUUUUUCUGCGCCAAAUUCCAGAUUGGUUAAAGUGCCAAAUCCUAGAAAUCCUAGCAUUAAUUCCAUGUCUAGCGAGACACGCAGCGCGUUGCUUGUGGUGGCCGUGCUAAUCGCAACAGCAACCUAUCAAGCUAUUUUAAACCCACCUGGAGGACUAGUUUCUGGAAGUACUGAUAUAAGCACCAACUCAACUUCAAACAGCACACAUGCAGGGUGCUCUGGAUGGUGCUGGCCUAUUUAUGGUUUUAUGCUUGGGGUUGUACCACUGGUUCCUUCACUGGACUUUGUAGACGGUGAGGGUGCCAAAGUGGUUGAGUUGUCUCUUUUCUUUGUCUCCGCUGCUUGUAUUGCAACAUCCAUUUGUGUUACUUUAGAGUUGAGGUCUAGGUUGUCGGCUACUUCAAUUGCGCUUAUUGCACUUCCGGUAUUCCAGGAUGCAGAUGUUGUUCCAUUGUGCCGGGUGGAGCGUACUGAGCUUGGCGUGCGCUUGCUGCUACUGCGGCUCAAACGUUGCUACGUGACGGCGGCGUGGCUCAAGGCUGUUUCUGCGGCGGAGAUACUACAUACCAGUUUGUCGAUUGGCUUGGGUGUACAUAUCAAACUGUGGGAGGGAAAUUUGCUGAUGGCCCGAGGCAAGACUAAUGAUAGUGGGGUUUCUAGUGCUAUUGCCAAGUGGGAAUACGAAAUAGAGUGCUAUUAUGUUCAGCUGUUGCAGGAACACAAGGAAGUUGGCAACUUGUCCAAAAAUAACAUAAAUGCCUGUGUGUUUGAGGAUGUCCGGAUAGACUGA
Messenger RNA from Coffea arabica (coffee), 1614 nucleotides. The record is from RefSeq and is a predicted model, not a curated record. Lineage: Eukaryota; Viridiplantae; Streptophyta; Magnoliopsida; Gentianales; Rubiaceae.